Messenger RNA from Procambarus clarkii (red swamp crayfish), 4602 nucleotides. The record is from RefSeq and is a predicted model, not a curated record. Lineage: Eukaryota; Metazoa; Arthropoda; Malacostraca; Decapoda; Cambaridae.
CUGCCAACAGUGCGACUCCGCCAGUGGUGGUCUGCACACGUGGUGGUACCGGGAGGAGGGAGGCGGCUGGUACACACCUCAUACACAACCACACCACCAACCCGAGCAACAGCGUGCCGGGAUUAUAUGUCUCCCGGGCCUAGUUAUGCUCGCCUGACUCAACCGCCGCUUGGGAAUAUACAUAGAACAUUUACGGUUGGGGAAAAUUGUGUUAUGUUUAGUUUUUAAUGUGAAUUGGAAAACUACAAUUUUUGUGCAAGUAUUGAAGGAGCAGUGACUCAGGGGAGUGUGUGUGUGUGUCUGAAGGAGGCAGCAGGCGACCCCCAGCACUGCACUUCAAGCAGACCCCUUCAACACUGCACAUUCAUCUGAUCUGCUGGGGUGAUUAGCGUGCCACAACCUGAAGUCUUGUCGAGCCUCACUUUGUCGACCCAGCCUGGCUACAGUGCCACCGUAUAGUGGCACCUCAACACAAAGGAAGGAUGACGUUGCUGAGUUCAGGGGAGGGCGAGAGCAGCGAGGCCAUCCUCGAGUGUCCUGUCAUGGGCGAGUCGUCGCUGCUAUCUCCCAUUAACUCCGUCACACACCAUGCUGAUUCCAAUGGCAGCGUCGGCACUGUCAAGAGUCACAACCAAAUCGAUAAAGACAGUGUGAGCAACAGGAUCCAGCACAGAGUUGCUUGUGCAAGGUCGACCAAUAAGUGCGAGGUUAAAGUGUCACCCCGCAUGAAAGAGCUCCUCGAAGGUCUUAAUGAACCUGGUGAUUCCGGCAACCUUCCUGAGGUGCCAGACUGGCUGGAUCGCCAGCUCUUCGACCGUGGUCGGCAAUUCUACCGGCGUUAUCUUUUCUGCAUUUUCUUCUCUGACCUGUUAGCUCUACUGAUGAUGUUCAGCAUUAGCCGAAUAUUGAGGCCGUUGAUGUACACAGAGCGGUCCAACACGUCACUGCGAGCUCUACGUCGUUAUGUCUCCACCAUAAUGCACAUCAUAACCUGGUACUCUGGUGACGCCUGGGACCCCAACGACCGCGCCCACAAGGACAUCAUGACAGUCCGUUCCAUCCACAACAACUCUGCUCGCAUCUUAAAUUCUUCUACUCACUAUGACAAAGUUGGAGUCAUUGAUGUGAGAAGCCAGGGUCACGAAGAGCCCAAGUGCCCACUACACCCUACUAUCCGCCAAGACCUACAGCCUCAGGUUAUGCCUGGCUUGGUACUUGAGACUCCUAGUAACCCACCUGUUUACAUCAGUCAAUGGGAUAUGCUGAUAACCCAAUACUCGUUUUUGGGCAUGAUAGUAGCCCACCCCUGCAGGAUGGGUGCCUGGUGGGCCUCGGAGGAGGAGCUGGCCGGCCUCGUCCACUUCUGGCGAGGGAUCGGAUGGCUCUUAGGAAUCAAAGAUAAGUACAAUUUUUGCAGUGGAACGGUGAAAGAAACUCAGACACUCUGCACAGAGAUUGAGCAGCUGGUGAUCAAGCCAAGGAUAGCCGAUGCUAACUGGAGCUAUGAGCACAUGUCCUCCUCCCUCAUUGAAGGUAUGAACCAUAUGGUCCCUGCCCUCUCCUACCCUGCCAUGUUUCGCUUCUUGGCUGACACUCUGGGUAUGGCCGUGCCAGCCUUCGCCAAGCGCAUGAGCCUCUACCACUCCUUCCAGUACUGGCUCAUGCGCUUCGUUUUCCACGUGUUGUUCCUCGUGCCAGGCAUAGUUCUUCUCUUCAACGAACUGCUCAAGCUGGCUCUCAAAAUAAUUCAAAACCAGACACCAUUGCGGUUUUCUAACACUCGGCCUGAGAUCACUGUCACGCCCUACACUUAUACUUGAUGAGGAUUGCCUAACCUAAGAUACUCUUAGUAACUGGAUACUUUCGCAGAAGUGUCGUUUUUCACAAAUUCAUCUUUCAGUGUGGCAUUGGGGAUGCCUGUCUAUUAUGCCAUGACACCAGUAUCAAGUACUCAGCUUUUACUCGAACUUGUUGGAAAAGCAACUCAGUUUGUGUUGAAUGGCCUUUGGACAAAACCAACCCUGACAAUCAACGGCUGGAAAAUACUCUUACAGAAUCACAUGUACGCAGCUAAUGGUGGAAUAUAUCCCUCGCUAGUUUCAGGCACAAUUUAUGGAGGCAUGGAAAGGGAAACUUGUUUUAUCUUAAUGCGAAAGAGGCUCUUGGCUUGUCGAUUGCCAAUUUUUUUCUCGGUAAACUGGGCCGUUGUGUAGUGAGAAGUUUGUGUAUGAGGAUAGCGGGGUCCAUACUUCAUACUUUUUUUUCAACGCUUUCUAAUGGGACACGUUGUUUUAGCAGAAGAGUGCACUCCCAGUGGGCUACACCAUCCCAGACAAGACGCCAAGAAUAAUAAUUAUAUACUGUACGCAUAUUCAAACCUGGGAUUAUUAAAAAGAAAGAUGGCCGAGGGUAUGAUUAAAGUGAAUUUAAUGAAGUAAAAGAAGAAAUGCAUGAUAUUGUCCCUUCUCCACGCCACAGAAAUAUGCCAACAGACUGUAAGGAUGAUAUUUUUUUAAUAAAAAGCAUGACGUUGAAAAGAGAUCUGGUGUGUCGAGUCUAUGAAAUGUGUUAUACUUAGGCUUUUCUUGAACAAUUACAAUAUUUCGUCAUUUAAUGAUUACAGAUGGACUCGAGCCUUGUUUUAAGUUAAAUGUAUGUUAAACUUCUUUUCAUAACAUGUAUAAUUAUAUGUAAACUUUUGUGAAAUUUAUUGAUCUGAAUUGCCUCUUGAUGUAUGUAUCUUAAGAAUGUGCAAAAUACUUUUAUAGCAAUUUAGAUUAAUAUUACAAUCUGUAGCUAUAAGACAAAGAUAAAAUAUUUUAAUACUGUGAAAAAAUGUGUAUCUUUCUCUUUUAUGAUUUUAAUUUUAGUUCAUUUAUUACCUUCAUACCUAUUCAUAAGAACAAAUCCACAAGGGCCGUGACGAGGAUUCGAACCUGCGUCCGGGAGCAUCCCAGACACUGCCUUAAUCAACCUAUUCAUAGUAGUGGAAAAGGUUAUGGAGACACAUGGGCUCAGGAACUGAACCCUAAAAUUCAUUUAGUACGCAAAAUAGCAUUGAUGAGCUAGUUAUAGUGUUUAAUAACAUAUUCAUCAAUGGUCUAUUUACAGUUUAUUAAAGUAACAUCAUUGUGAUCCUAUGAUUUAAGAAUAAUUGUGUUUUAGUUAUGUUGCCGCUUCCUAGAUGGCGCUAAUACCGGACAACUAAAUGUUCACACUUCCGUUAAGGAAGUUGAAGUUCUUGAUCUCAUUCACCUUCAAUACUCAAGCCCUCAUUAGUCCAAAUCUUUGAAUGGUAAUUAUAAAACUAACAGAUGGCUUCUCUGAAAUUCUGUACCUUUACAUUGUAACUAAAUUGUCUUGAAGAAAAAAGAACACAUUAAUUAUCUAUUGGUUAAUCCUGACAUUAAUACCAUAAGUUACUAAAUAUUUUCUCUUCGUUAGUCUCUCAAUUGUUUAUCUUGACCUUGUAUACAAUUUAGAUUUGUGUGUCGUCUUUUUCGUAGGAGGACCAAAGUCGACUAGCCAGUACCAUGACCGUUGUUGUGUAAGAUGUUUGUGACGAAUACAUUAUAUGAUUGAUGAAGAUUAAGCAACCCAAAAGGUGGCACGGGCAUGAAUAGCCCGUAAGUGGUGGCCCUUAUGAGCCAUUACCAGCAUCAAGAGCUGAUACUGGAGAUCUGUGGAGGUACGACUGCAGAGAUGUCUCCCGUACGAAUACAUUGUUAUACAUUGUGUAAUAUACACAGUAGGUUGACAUUUCACCUAAGGGUGGUAUCAUACACUUACUAUGCACAGUGAAAUGCAAGUGUUCCAUUUGUGUGUGUGUACUUGUUCCUUCGUAACACUUGAUUUUGAUCAUUACCGUACUUGUGUACUCAUUUGAGUGUGCGUACUCACCUAUAGUUGUGCUUGCGGGGGGUUGAGCUUGGGCUCUUUGGUCCCGCCUCUCGCUCACAUGUUUGAAUGUGCGUGCAUGCACAAGUUUGAGUGUGCCAAAGAAGCUGUAUGGCAGACAGAUAUACAGCUUUCCGCACCACUGUCAACAUGAUGAUGAAUUUUUAGAUCAAUUUCAUACGUCAUAUUUAUAUGAGCCCCUCAUAUAAAUUCCUGUAUUCGGCUUCAUGUAUAGAAGUUCAGUCUCAGUCAUUACUAUGUUAAACCAAGCACUAAUCUCUUACAAAUAAUCGAGGAGGAGAAUGUACUAAGAAAAUGUUAGUCUUCUUAGGCAAUGUCAGUGGAAGGAUUCCAUGUGGAUAUUAUUUUCUGUGUACAAAGAUGAUUGAGUUAUGACAAUCAUAUUAGCAGUACUAUCAGCGUCCUGGCUGUGAUUACCAAGGUCUAUGUAACAAUAAUAGAAAUUAAGUUGUAGGAAACAUUGUAAUUUAUUAUUUUGGAACAAUAUAACGUUUGCAUUAUAUAUGAUUGUACAAAUACUGUAAUAACCACUUCACUUCUGCUAAUUAUAAAGUAAACUCAGGUUUAUUUUCUUAUUAUAGUGUGUUGUGAAGACGUUUACAUGCAAUAUAAUAAAUAUAUAUAAUAUAUAUAUAUAUUAUAUAUAAAAUAUAAUAUAUAUAAUAGAAUAAAAGUCAGUAUAUA